Molecule: messenger RNA, 3920 nt
Organism: Lycium barbarum (goji berry)
Lineage: Eukaryota; Viridiplantae; Streptophyta; Magnoliopsida; Solanales; Solanaceae
Product: FRIGIDA-like protein 5
Exons: 5
Coding region: 147-3785 (1212 amino acids)
Source: RefSeq, a predicted model, not a curated record
UGGAAUGACCUCAUUUUAGCAAAACAGGAGUUUGAUGAAGCUGUGAAAUUGAGAGAGAAAAAGCUGAACGAGCAAGAGAAGAUGGGGGAACGCCUUUUGGGAGAAAUAGAGAAUCUUGAGAAGAGAAGUCGGUGGAAAAUAGGUUUAUGGAGAUUAGUAUGAAGGAGAAGGAGUUUGAGGAAAAGUUGAAUAAGGUUCGCGAAGAAUCACAUGCCCUUCAUUUGAAAGAGAGAAAAUUCGCUGAAGAUUCUCAAGUUAAGGAAGAUAUUUUACAGUCGAGGGAGAAGGAACUUGAAACAAAACUAAGGAGCUUGGAUACUGCGAUGAAGGAACUUACAAUGAAGGAAAAUAGGCUGGAUACUGCGACGAAGGAACUUGAAACAAACAUAAAGAGCUUGGAUUCUGCGAGGAAGGAACUUACAGUGAAGGAAAAUAGGCUAGACAAAGCGACAAAGGAGCAUGAAACAAAAGUAACGAGCUUGGAUUCUGCGAAGAAUGAACUUACAAUGAAGGAAAAUAGGCUGGACAAUGCGACGAAGGAACUUAGAGAAAAGGAACUAAGAGAGAAGGCUAUGUUGACAAAGGAACUCCAAGAAAAGACAAGUAAUGUGGAUUCUUUAAAGAAGAAACUUACUAUCAAGGAAGACCACCUGACCUCAAUGAAGAAGGAACUGGCGCACAAUGACAAGAGUCUGGGUACAAUUAAUAAUCAACUUGAACUCCAAGGGCUGGAGUUGAAUUUACUUGAGGGAAAAGUCCAAUUAAGGGAGGGAGAGCUCAGUUCUAUUAAGAAGGAACUAAGAGAGAAGGUAACUAUGUUGGAUUCUGUGACGAAAGUACUCCAAGGGAAGACAAGUGACUUGAAUUCUUUAAAGAAGCAACUUAGUAUCAACAAAGACCACCUGACCUCAAUGAGGAAGAAAUUGGAGCACAAGGACAAGAGUGUGGAUACAAUUAGGAAUAAACUUGAACUCAAGGAGCAGGAGUUUAAUUUACUUGAGGGAGGACACCAAUUAAGGGAGGGAGAGCUCAGUUCUUGUAAAAGGGAACUAAGAGAGAAGGUAACUAUGUUGGAUUCUGUGACGAAGGAACUCCAAGGGAAGACAAGUAACUUGGAUUCUUUAAAGAAGAAACUUACUAUCAAUGAAGACCACCUGACCACAAUGAAGAAGAAAUUGGAGCACAAGGACAAGAGUGUGGAUACAAUCAAGAAUAAACUUGAACUCAAGGAGCAGGAGUUGAAUUUACUUGAGGAAAGACUCCAAUUAAGGGAGGGAGAGCUCAGUUCUGUUCAAGAGGGAUAUAGGCAGCCCUCAGAAGAACUUGAUUCUACGAAGAAGAAACUGGAUUUAGUUGAUGGUGAGUUUCAACUAGAAAAGGAAAAAUACCAAACAGAACAAGGAUUAUUCAAGAAAAGCAUGAAAGAUAUAGAACUUAAAGAGAAACAGGUUGAGGUGAAAUUUAGAGAGGUUGAACAAAGAAAAAAACACAUGGAAGAUCGGUUUAAAGUGCUUGAGGAAAAAAUGAAGCAACUGAAAACUAUUGGUAAUGCUCCUGAGCCUAUUGACAAUGUAGAAGCUGAUACCACCUCUACUGAUUCUGCUGAUAUAAAACUUGUUCUGACGAUGGAUGGGAAGGCUUUACAGAUAUUCUUAAAUGAGCACGAGAAGAAGCUAGAUUCAAUGUCUGAUGAUGUUUUUAGGACCCUUCAUUUGUCUCGCAACCCUGCACAAUUGGUGCUUGAUGCAAUGGAAGGGUUCUAUCCUCCCCACUUGAUGAUGAUGAAGGGAGAUACAGAGUUUGAGGGCAGUGUUGCCAGGAAGACCUGCAUUCUUCUGUUAGAGCAGUUAAUUAGAGUCUCACCAAAGAUUCAACCUACUGUGAGUGAAAGAGCAAUGAAACUGGCAAGUGAGUGGAAGUUUAAAAUGACUGGGAAUCAAUUAGAGAUCUUGGGCUUCUUGUAUCUGUUGGCUUCUUUUAAUCUGGUCUUUGCUUUUGAUGCGGAUGAGCUUAUGAACCUGCUCGCUGUCGUAGCUGAGCAUAACAAGUCAAAGGAGUUGUGUCGCCUUCUUGGUUUCACAGAGAAUAUUCCUUUUUUGAUGACAGGUUUCAAGGCAGAUGUAACUGCAUCUGUCAUUUCUGAGGCUCAAAAACCACAGCAGACUCAGCUGAAACACAAGGAAUCAACUAGUCCAUCUGGUCGAGCUGAUAUCAAGGCCCUCAGCUAUACCUCAUCCACUGGAAAGGCCUCCACUUGCAUGUUAGGUCAUUCCAAUGCUAUGGCUGCCAUCCUUGUGAGUAUGGGCGGAAAGAACUUGCAGACUUUUCUGAACAAUCAUUGGAAAGAACAGGAGUUGUUGCGGAUUGAAAUCUCUAGAGCUCUCAAAUUGUCAUCUGACUCGGGGAUGCUUGUGUUGGAAGCACUUGAAGGAUUUUAUCCUCCAGAACCUCAUAAUGAAGAAAUUUUAUUUGAUCGUAGUGUCAUCCGGAAAAGUUGCAUCUUUCUACUGGAACAAUUGAUGAUACUCUCACCAAAACUUAAACCAGAAGCCAAACUGGAAGCUCGCAAGCUUGCAUUUGACUGGAAAGAAAAGAUGAAAGCUGAAACAGAAGACCAUCUGGGAAUCUUGGGUUUUCUGCUUCUAGUGGGUGCCUACGGCUUGGCAUCUGCCUUCGAUAAAGACGAGCUUGAGAGUUUGUGCCACACUGCAGCACAGGAUGAUAAUGCAUAUCCGAUUUUUCAUGUACUUGGUAUUGCAGGAGAACAUCCCUCUAAAACUGAACCUCUUUCCAACAAUGUGGAGAUGAAAUGCAAGGGAUGUGAUUUAACCUCUGGUUGUUCAUUAAGUUUUAUUCAUUGUUUAUCAGAUCCUGCAAAGGUUGUCUUGGAUGCAUUGCGGAAGUGUCGUUCUACCAAUUUGGGGAAGUAUAAAUAUGGCCCAUUAGUUAUGAAGAGUUUCUCUGAUUUGUUGGAACAUCUGAGAGAAGUUUCUCCAGAAAUAACACCACAGGUUAAAAUAGAUGCAAUUGUGCUUGCUGUUGAGUGGCAAAAAACAUUUACCGGAUCGCAGCUGAAUCCUUCAGAGGUCCUAGGCUUUUUGCAACUUCUAGCUACUUUUGAAUUAUCAUCAUCUUUUGAUUCAGAUGAGCUUCUACCUCUAUUGAAGAUUGUUUACAAUUCUAAAAGAGCAAUUAAUCUGUUCAAAAUCCUAGAGUUAGCAGAUAAGAUCCCAUGCUUUAUUGAAAAUCUGAUUAAGAGAAAACAGUGGCUGCUGGCAAUUAGGUACAUCUAUGUGUAUGAACUUGUUGACUUGUUUCCACCUGUGCCUCUCCUUAAAGACUAUGUGCUCUACUCAAAAGAGCAAGCCAAGAAAAUACGUGAUAAUGGACUCGGUUCUCGUGAAGCCCAAGAAAAGGCUAUAAAUUGUGAAAUAUCUGUGUUGAGAGCUGCAAUUAAAUGCAUUUUGUCUCGCAACCUUCAAUCAGAAUACUCACCUGACAUUCUUCGAGCUCGUAUUGCAAAGCUUCAAAGGCAGAUGGCAGACCUAAGGAUCCCGAACCAACACUCCGGCAAUGACAGAGAUGAAGGAACUCUCUGUGCUCCAGCUUCUCAAGUGCAAAAAGCGGCCACAAAGAAACGUCUUGCCUCAGCUACUGAGGGUGUUUCUGUACAUGAGUCCCGACUGCAACACUGCGGCGACGACAGAGGUGAAGGAACUCUCUGUGCUCCAAUUUGUCAAAGUGCAAAAAGCUGCCACACAAAAACGCCUUGCUUCAGCUACUGAGGGUGUUACUGUACAUGAGUCCCGACAGCAACACUCCGGCAACGACAGAGAUGAAGGAACUCUCUGUGCUCCAAUUUGUCAAGUGCAAAAAGCUGCCACACAAAAACGCCUUGCUUCAGCUACCGAGGGUGUUAC